Messenger RNA from Anisakis simplex (herring worm), 1410 nucleotides. The record is from the annotation of a GenBank genome assembly. NCBI's taxonomy places the organism in Eukaryota, Metazoa, Nematoda, Chromadorea, Rhabditida, Anisakidae.
AUGGCUUCAAAUAUUGCAGAAAAAGAGACUGAUGGCUGGUUGGUAGCUUCGAUUUGCGCUUAUACGCUAUAUAACGAGACAGUCUAUGCGAUAAAUUAUGCAAGGAAAACAGCACCGACAAGGCAACGAGUUUUUAUGAAUCUGACAGUUGAACAGUUGGAAUCGAUUAGUGCCGAAAUGACCGAGGCAAGAUUCGACCCGAUCAAUAUAUGCUCAUCAAAAACCAACGAACAGAAAAGAUCAUUCUCAGCAAUUUGGCAUAAAACAGACUCAUACCUAUUCCACUAUAUCAUUGAACUUGAAUUAAUUCAAUCGUGUUUUAAAGCGGACGUUCACAAUGCUAACGAGAACUACUAUGCGCAUCUUUUCGAGGUAUUCACGAAUGAAGGUUUGGAAUACUGUAUUGGAAUUUGGAAGAAGAGUAGGACGAGUAUAGAGUAUCGAAUACAGACCGACACAGAUUUGAAGUUGAUGCAAGAGCAAAUGAAAAAUUCCGAAAUGACCGUGAGCCGUGUGUCGGCAAUGCGCACCACCGAUACAGGCCAACUAGUAUUCUAUAUUAUUUGGUUGGGUGUCGCAUUUUCAUGGCUAAAUCAUGAAAUACCGAUAACAACAACAUCGACAGCGUCUAGAUGGCGAAGUCGACGGCAAAACCAUCAGAGUUCUCUUGAUCAUUAUCGGAUCAAUUCUUUGCUCGAUCAACAAAUCGAGCAAAUGAUGUUGUUCGAGGAAAUCCCAUCGCUAUCAAUCUCGGUGAUCACCGAAAAAGGCGUGCAAAUCUCAAAAUCCUACGGCUAUGCAGAUAUACGUCAACUGCGCAAUGUAUACAUAUUCAUUCAUGCAACACCGUACAGUAAAUAUAGGACAGCAAGUAUCAGUAAGGUUCUCACAGCGAUGGCAAUUCAACGACUUCUCGAUAAAGGCCUUCUGAAAACAAUCGACGCUAGAGUUUUUGACGACGGCUCCAUACUUGGUCACAAGUUUGAUCAUGCGGAUCAUGCAAACACGUCGCAUCGGAAUCAGUUCAUGAAUUUGAUAACUGUUAAACAUCUCCUAGAGCACACCGUUGGAGCAUGGGGAAAUCAAGAGCGUCUUGAAUACGAGAGUUGGCCGAGGAACGAAACGUUGGAAAAUACGUACGAUCAUCAUGAUUUCGCUCUGAUUUCAGCUCUUCUAUGGGAACACUCAGAAAGACGUCUGAAUUAUGGUCGUGGACUUCAACUCGUCCCAAAAUCGUCCGAUAUAGCCUACCAUUAUGGCUCAAUGGCCGGAACAGAAGCAAUCGCCUAUUGUGCACCGAAUUUUGGUUUAGGAAUUGUGAUUAAUACUCGGGGUGCGCGAGAGAAUCACUUGACGGGUUGGAUGCAACGGGUUGCGAACUUUUUAAGGACUCAUUUUAGAGAUAUGUGA